Aureococcus anophagefferens is the source of this 561-nucleotide messenger RNA. RefSeq lists its product as hypothetical. The record is from RefSeq and is a predicted model, not a curated record. NCBI's taxonomy places the organism in Eukaryota, Pelagophyceae, Pelagomonadales, Pelagomonadaceae. The annotation marks the transcript as partial. Gene Ontology annotation, molecular function: phosphatase activity. Gene Ontology annotation, cellular component: cytoplasm. The transcript is spliced from 2 exons.
AAGCUCGUGUUCUUCAUCCGCCACGGCGAGGGCCGCCACAACGUCGCGCAGCGCGACUGGCGCGCCGCGAAGAAGGCCGGCGAGCCCUACACGGUGGACAACGACCCGGACUUUGGCUACGUCGACGCGGAGCUGACGGAGGUGGGUCGGAAGCAGGCGGAAGCGCUCCGGCCGCGCUUCGCGCGGCUCGAGGAGCCCCUGGACCUCAUCGUCACGUCGCCCAUGCGCCGGGCGACGCAGACGGCCUUGUACGCGCUGGACCACAUCUGGAUCGCGAAGGUCCCCGUCGUGGCGCACGAGGACUGCCACGAGACCGGCGGCAGGCACACGUGCGACAAGCGGCUCUCGAGGAGCUGCGCUGGAGAACCCUACAAGAGCCGCGUCGACUACGCGCAGCUCGAGAGCGAGGAGGACCCGCUCUGGCACCCGGAGAAGCGCGAGGGCAAGCGCGCGAUCUGCAAGCGCGCCGCGCGCUUCGUGGCCUGGCUCGGGCAGCGGCCGGAGACGCGCGUCGCCGUCGCCGCCCACUCGGGCUUCCUCCUCGCCCUCUUCAACGCGGUG